Molecule: messenger RNA, 1412 nt
Organism: Radiomyces spectabilis
Lineage: Eukaryota; Fungi; Mucoromycota; Mucoromycetes; Mucorales; Radiomycetaceae
Exons: 6
Coding region: 265-1257 (330 amino acids)
Biological process (GO): intra-Golgi vesicle-mediated transport; endocytosis; endoplasmic reticulum to Golgi vesicle-mediated transport
Cellular component (GO): Golgi apparatus
Molecular function (GO): GTPase activator activity; metal ion binding
Source: RefSeq, a predicted model, not a curated record
GUUUUUUCUUGCUUAAACAUUUCUCGAAACGAAAGGUGUGCUGGCCAUAUUACUAUUGCGUUACUGUCACAUUCAUACCCGAAGCAUUCAGGGUGAGCGCGAAUCUUUACUUGCUCCGCUUGCUCCGUUUUCGAAAGUCUUUUGUCGAUAAUUUAUUGGUGGAAUCGGAACGGGAAAAGUCGUGCCUGGGUUUCAAUUGAGGUGACGAAGACAAGACGAAUCCGGCAGGUCAAUUCUCCAGGUUCCUUUCGUUCUCUGUUUGCGAUGACGACCAGAUACUCGCGUACGGCGGAUAAGGCUCUCAACGAGAAAAACGCAGCCGUUCUCAAGUCGCUUUUGCAAAGGCCCGGAAAUAAAUACUGUGUCGAUUGUAAACGCAAAGAUCCUCGCUGGGCAUCAUGGAAUCUGGGCAUCUUUAUGUGCAUUCGAUGUUCGGGUAUUCAUCGUUCACUGGGCACGCACAUUAGUAAAGUGAAAUCUGUGGAUUUGGACACUUGGAUUCCUGAUCAGGUGGAAAACAUGGUGAAGUGGGGCAAUGAAAGAGCCAACAAGUAUUGGGAAGCGAAUCUCAAGGAUAAGCGACCAUCGGAACACAAUAUGGAAAUGUGGAUUCGAGCGAAAUAUGAGCAGAAACGUUGGGCAAUGAAAGGACCUAUUCCGGAUCCGAGUACGCUGGAUGGUGACAACACUGAAAUCACUCAGACUGCCGCGCCGGUGGCAGCCAAGAAGCCAUCUGCUUCACGGGAACAGCAAAACCAUAGCGUGAAACCAAAGGAAGCAGCGAGUCUGGAUGAUUUUUUCGGAUCAUCGUCACCAGCCUCUUUUUCCACGGCUCCUAAACCCGCCAACCCUCCAGUCACCGCACAACUUCAAGGCGCCGAUUUCUUCAGUACAACGCCUUCUUCGCCAGUCGUUGCUCAGGAAUCACCUAAGUCGAAACACGACGAUAUAAAAUCCUCCAUCCUGUCACUGUAUGGUGCCAAACCUUCGAUCCCUAACAACACGGGUAGCUAUGCAACCAAUAUGACGAAUUACCAGCAGCAAUUAUCCGGAUUAUCCACCGGUUCGCCUGGCGGUGUCAUCCCUCAAGCGCCACCCGCUUACGAUAAUAUUUGGGGGACAUUUACCAGUGCUCCUGCCGUUACCCAGCAACCAGCCCAACCACAAGGAAGUCAAUUCUUUUCAUCCAUGGCUGCUUCUCCUUCCCCACCACCGAAAAAACCUGCUUAUGAUGCUUUUGCUGAUUUGUUAAAGUAGUCUCCUAGAAUGAUAAUCGCUGCUCUUUUGAGUAUUCAUUCAUUUAUCCUUAUUUCAUUAGAACUGGAAAGAUUUUGGAAAAAGAAAAUCGUACCAAUGAUGAUGCCUCGCAAUACGAUUUUAUCAGAUCAAUAAUAAAAAAUUGAAAAACGUGC